Theobroma cacao (cacao) is the source of this 1224-nucleotide messenger RNA. Its product is annotated as geranylgeranyl pyrophosphate synthase, chloroplastic/chromoplastic-like. Gene Ontology annotation, molecular function: prenyltransferase activity. The record is from RefSeq and is a predicted model, not a curated record. Lineage: Eukaryota; Viridiplantae; Streptophyta; Magnoliopsida; Malvales; Malvaceae. Gene Ontology annotation, biological process: isoprenoid biosynthetic process.
CUAAGUAUGGCUAGGGUAUUAUAUACAUAAGGCCAAAAAAAUAAAAGUAGGUGUAUUUUAAUGGCUCUCUUCAACCCAUACCCCAAGUCAUGGCAAUUCAACCAGUCUUGCAUUAUUACCUCGAAAAUGAUCAUAUGCCAUUUUGGUAAUGUAAAGCUUGUUCGUGGAGUGAAUUCAGGCCAUGAAUUUCGCAAACUUAUCUUUCAAACAACCUCUGCUAGCAGAAGACUUGCUCACAUUUCACAAGACAAGCGGCCAUUAGUAACAUUCCAGUUUGAAGAAUACUUGGUGAUGAAGGGAAAACAAGUUAACAACUCACUUGAUGAGGCAGUACCUUUACGACACCCGAUAAAGAUUCAUGAGGCAAUGAGGUACUCUCUUAUUGCUGGCGGCAAGCGUGUCCGUCCUAUUCUUUGUAUUGCUUCAUGUGAAUUAGUAGGAGGAGAUAAGUCCUUGGCGAUGCCAAUGGCCUGCGCUCUUGAGAUGAUACAUACUGCAUCUUUGAUCCAUGAUGACCUUCCAUGCAUGGACAACGAUGAUCUCAGACGAGGCAAGCCUACAAACCACAAAGUUUUCGGUGAAGCAACUGCAGUUCUUAUUGGUGAUGCUCUUAUCUCCCUUGCCUUUGAGCAUAUUGCUUCCAAUACAAGAAAUAUUUCACCUGACCGAGUGGUUCGUGCUCUUGCUGAGCUAAGCACAGCGAUAGGGUCCCAAGGGCUUGUGGCAGGUCAAAUGAUGGAUCUUGAGAGUGAGGGAAAAGAGGUGAGUUUGACUGAAUUAGAGUACAUUCAUGUGCAUAAAACCGCCAAGCUUUUAGAGGCAUGUCUAGUUUGUGGUGCCAUAAUGGGAGGUGGAAAUACUACUGAUAUUGAAAAGGUUAGGAAGUAUGCAAGGUGCAUAGGGUUGUUGUUUCAGGUUGUGGAUGAUAUCCUAGACGUGACUAAGUCCUCUGAGGAGCUUGGGAAGACUGCAGGGAAGGAUUUGGUUAGUAAUAAGGGAACAUAUCCCAAGCUGAUGGGCAUCGACAAGGCCAAGAAGUUUGCCUCUGAGUUGAUGAUACAAGCUGUUGGAGAGCUUGCCUACUUUGAUGCUACCAGAGCAGCUCCAUUGUAUCAUGUAGCAAACUAUAUUGCUAAUCGAGAAAAUUAGGGAAGAAAAUUUAGCUGUAUUAAUCCUUUUUAUUUGUUGGAAAAUAAAAAAGUUAUGUAGCACAAGUUGUCACGA